Molecule: messenger RNA, 876 nt
Organism: Kluyveromyces marxianus DMKU3-1042
Lineage: Eukaryota; Fungi; Ascomycota; Saccharomycetes; Saccharomycetales; Saccharomycetaceae
Gene: SDT1
Product: protein SSM1
Exons: 1
Coding region: 1-876 (291 amino acids)
Biological process (GO): pyrimidine nucleobase metabolic process; nucleotide catabolic process
Molecular function (GO): nucleotidase activity
Source: RefSeq, a predicted model, not a curated record
AUGCGAACCAAGCAAUUAAAGCGGGCUUUAAAUAUGACAUCUUCAGCCCUAUCAGAAUACAGAUUGCAAACAAGGGAAAAGUUGCGUGUUAACAGGCAACAACUUGAAUCUUUGACAUACCCUGGAUCCAAGGCGACGUUUGAAGCGGAUCAACCAAUUCCAAAGCCUGAUCCUAACCUCAAAGUAUUUUUCUUUGAUAUUGACAACUGUUUGUACAAAAAAUCAUUACGAAUCCAUCAUUUGAUGGAACGUUCAAUUCAAGAGUACUUCCAAAGGCUAUUGGAUUUAGAUGACGCAACAGCUGCGGAGCUAAGAAAUAACUACUAUAAAACGUAUGGUUUAGCGAUUAAGGGACUUGUGGAUCACUAUGAAAUAGAUGCUAUGGAGUAUAAUGACCUAGUUGAUGAAUCUUUACCAUUACAAGAUAUCCUUAAGCCUGAUCUUGAACAAAGAAAAAUAUUGCAAAGAAUAAGAGAUAGCGGAAAAUUCGAUAAGAUGUGGCUAUUUACGAAUGCUUACAAGAAUCAUGGAAUUAGAUGUGUUCGGCUAUUGGGAAUCGCCGACCUAUUUGACGGAAUCACAUACUGUGAUUAUUCUCAACAUGACUUGGUUUGUAAACCAGAUACUAGAGCAUUUGAAAAGGCAAAAAUUCAGUCAGGACUGGGUAGCUACUCCAAUGCUUACUUCAUUGAUGACAGUGCUGGUAACAUUAGAACAGCAAUUAAAUUAGGCUUCAAGAAAGCAAUCCACCUUGUUGAACGUGAAACACCGGACGAACCGUUAGGAAGCAGCCCAGAGGAAGCAGUCGUUAUCAAUUCAAUUACGGAAUUGCCAAAGGCAUGUUUCGAAAUAUUCGAAAAUGAAUCAGUAGAUUAG